Molecule: messenger RNA, 357 nt
Organism: Vairimorpha ceranae
Lineage: Eukaryota; Fungi; Microsporidia; Nosematidae
Exons: 1
Coding region: 1-357 (118 amino acids)
Source: RefSeq, a predicted model, not a curated record
AUGGCGCACAUAUUAGGCUGCAGUAAACAAAAUAUAGUCAAUACAAUAAAUAAACUGCAGAUUUUUAAUAUAUAUGAACGAUAUCUUAAAAACGCAAAACAAGUUGGAGGAAACAAUAUUGUUGUAGAAAUCGAUAAAUCAAAAAUAGGAAAGAAUAAAUGUAACAGGGGAAAGUCUGUAAAAGGGGUUUGGUGUUUUGGAAUGGUAGAACGUACUGCCGAUAAAAAAAUAAUUUUCUCUCUUAUUAAAAAACGUGACAAGCAGACCUUAUUCCUUUAUUAUUUAAAAACGUUAAUUUUAAAUAAAAAAUAUACUCAGACAUGUGGAAAGCUUAUUUUAAUUAGGGUUACAUUUUAA